This is a messenger RNA of Sinocyclocheilus grahami, 2873 nucleotides long. It is a transcript of the gene ncam2a, whose product is annotated as neural cell adhesion molecule 2. Gene Ontology annotation, biological process: cell adhesion. Gene Ontology annotation, molecular function: protein binding. The record is from RefSeq and is a predicted model, not a curated record. Gene Ontology annotation, cellular component: membrane; neuron projection. NCBI's taxonomy places the organism in Eukaryota, Metazoa, Chordata, Actinopteri, Cypriniformes, Cyprinidae. The transcript has 15 exons. The coding region runs from base 1 to 1971 and encodes 656 amino acids.
AUGACAGAAUUUUCAUCUUUUGAGAAGCUGACGUUCCUCGAGGUGAAGACGCCGCAGGAGUUUCGUCAGAGCGAGGACGCUGAGGUCGUCUGUGAUGUCAUCAGUUCACCGGUGCCAGCCGUCUCAUGGUUCUACAAGAACCGAGAAAUCACGUCCGAACCCAACAGCAGACUUCAGGUGCUUCCCAGCAACAACCUGCAGAUCCUGCGAGUGAGUAAAGCUGACGAGGGAGUGUACCGCUGUGAGGCACGUGUGGAGGCCCGAGGAGAAAUCGACUUCAGGGACAUCGUGGUGCUGGUCAACGUUCCUCCGGUUCUGUCGGUGCCGCAGCAGUCCUUCAACGCCACCGCCGACUACCAGGAGUCAGUGACGUUCACCUGCAUCACGUCCGGCUCCCCCGACCCCCAGGUGACCUGGUACUGGAAGGGUCACGUGAUCGAGCGAUCGGAGCAGUACGUGCUUAACACACUGGACGGGGGUAAAAGCACGCUGACCAUCAAAAACAUCCGGCAGGGCGACGGCGGGUCGUACACAUGCCGCGCGAGCAACAAGGCCGGGAGCUCCGAGAACCAGCUCUUCCUCAAAGUGUUCGUCCAGCCGCACAUCACUCAGCUGAGGAACGUGACGGCUGUGGAGGGAAGCGCUGCUAUGAUCUCCUGCACAGCGGAGGGAGAACCGCUGCCUGAGAUCUCGUGGAGGAGAGCCAGUGACGGACAGACGUUCACAGAUGGAGAUAAGAGUCAGGACGGCCGCGUGGAAGUGCGCGGGCGCCACGGAAAAUCCAUGCUGACCAUCAGCGGCGUUCAACUCUCAGACUGGGGCCGAUUCGACUGUGAAGCUCUCAGCAGGAUCGGGGGCCAUCAGAAGAGCAUGUUCCUGGAUAUCGAGUAUGCGCCGAAGUUCCAGACCAAUCAAACCAUCUUCUACUCAUGGGAGGGAAACCCGGUGAACAUCAGCUGCGAUGUGAAGUCCAACCCUCCGGCGACCAUGCUGUGGAGACGAGACCGCUUCACCAUCUCCAGUCAAGGAACCAGCAACAUCCGCAUCCACGCCGCAGACGGCCGAUCGCUUCUCGAGGUCACUCCGGUGUCCGACCGGGAUUUUGGACGCUACAACUGCACAGCCAGAAACAACAUCGGCGCUCGAUACCAGGAGUUUAUAUUAGCACAGGCAGACGUCCCGUCGCACCCGUACUCCGUUCGGCUCUCCGCCGUCUCCCAGCGUCUCGCCACCGUCUCCUUCAUGAAGCCCGACUCUCACGGCGGCGUCCCCAUCAGCUACUACACCAUCAGCUACAGAGACACGAGCGCACAGGACUGGAGGACAGUCAGAUCACACGCAGUUCAGAUGGUUCUGGCUCACCUGGAGCCCAACACGACGUAUGAGCUGCGUGUGGCGGCGGUCAACGGAAAGGGUCAGGGGGAUUUCAGCCACACGGAAAUCUUCCAGACGUUACCCAUCCGCGAGCCGAGUCCUCCGACGGUUCACGGUCAGAGAGGUGUUGGGAAGGCCUACAGACUCGGACUGAUCAGACAAGACGACGGCGGGAUGCCCAUCGUGGAGUACAUCGUCAAGUAUAAAACGGAUAAAGAGGAGCAGUGGAUGACGAAGCUGGUUCCCGGCGUGAAUGAUUUUGCGCUGCUGCAGCCGCUGCAGUGGAACACGCGCUACAAUGUAGAGAUCACGGCGCGUAACGUCAAGGGCCUGUCGGAGCCCACCUUCUUCCAGUUCCUCAUGCCGCAGAAACCCGACAUCACAGCAGACUCCCUGUUCAGCGGCCUGGGCCUCGGCGCGGUGGUGGGGCUUGGCGUGGCGGCUCUUCUUCUGCUGCUGGUGCUGGUGGACAUCAGCUGCUUCUUCCUGCGUCAGUGUGGCCUGCUCAUGUGCAUCACCCGCAAGCUCUGCAGCAAGAAAACCUCCACCAGCGGCAAGAGCAAAGAGCUGGAGGAGGGCAAAGCUGCGUAUCUGUGAGUUCAUCGCUGAAGGAGGAGAACGGCAAGGAGGUGCUGAAGCCGGACUUGAUCGAGAUCAAGGUCCACACGGACAACAGCAUCCACACAAAACAGGACGACAGCAAAGCGUAAUGGAGCCCGGAGACGAUCCCAGCCCGAACAAACUCAGACCAAAUGCAGAAAGCAGAAAAUAUCAUAACAGAGAAACGAAAAGAUAAGAAAGAAGGGUGUGUAAAUAUGUUCAAAUGCAAACAGAGACUGCGUUUUUGUGAUAAAUCUACUGUCCUUUAUAUUCACGAUGACUCCAGCGCUACUUUUCGGUUGGCGUUUGCGUCUUGAUGUUUUUUUGGUUUGGCCGUGGAGGAUCUCAGAAAUAUGUUUCCAGACCUUUCUUCUACUUUCCAGGCAUGUCGAGUCAGAUUUUUUCUGCCCAGCGGGACGUUGUGUUGUGUCUAUAGUCUUGAUGAUUUCAGAUUCUGGGCUUCUCAUCUAAAUGUGUUAAGAGACUUCAUGGGUUUUUGGCUUUUUCGAUGUUUUGGUAGGACUUUUCCAUGGGGAAAAUCCAGAUGGAUUGGAUUUCUUCUAUUUUUCCAGGCGUGUCCGGCGAGAACUAGGUGGUGCGUCUUAUGUAUGUCGAAUUCUGAAGCUUGUUUUCCAUUUCGUCGUCAUGAGUUUUAAACGCAGGGGUCACUUCGCAAAAGAAACCUGGCAAAACUUUGUAGUAAAGUGACUUUGUAGUUUGGAUUUGCUCAACUGCCAUGAUGCCAGAUGAAAUGCUCUUAUUAAUUUAUGCUGAUUAAUGUGUGCAUGUGUGAGUGUAUGUGAGAAUGAGUACGCAAAUACACAAACAAAGAUGCGAAUGUUUGACAGACGCUUUGUGAGCGCAGUGUUGCUAGAGUUUGCUUUAAUUCGUUAUUCAGG